GCUAACAGCAGUAAGCCACAUUUCACAUUUGUAUUCGCGCAUAAAAUCUUCACACUGUAUUAUUUACUUUCACAGGAUGAGGAUGAUGAUGAUGAUGAAGCAUUACCUCUCUCAGCGUUUGUGUUGCCAGACAGAAGUAAAUAUCAACCACAAUACACAUUUCCACUGCGUGAUGGUCCAUCCCAGAUGCCUCCGAGCCCAGAGACGUCUACUGCACUUCUGGACACACCCUUGGCAGAAAUGGAAGUAUUCAUUCCGGAACUGGUUGAAAAUCAUGCUGAGGAAAAGAACAAAUAUGACUAUAGGUUUCUCUGCCCUCAUGCUGGUCAGUUUAUGUGCAAAUUGACCAACCUUAUGUUUGAGAUGGAAGGGAAAGGGGAAGUGCUGUACAGAAUAGUGUCCUGGGACAGCUGUUUCUUGGAUGGGUUAGACCAAAUGGAGCCUGCAGGACCUUUGUACAGUAUUGACUGCCAUGAAGGUUCUAUCCGUCAUCUGCAUCUUCCACAUUGUGAGACCUGCUCAGAUGUGGUGGAAUUUACUGUGGCACAUGUGACUGAUGGUAAUGUGGAGAUAAUUCAGCCACUAAAAGUAACAAACACACACGUCAUCAUAGACAUUGAAGGUCUCUCCCUCUUCGGUGUCUUAAGAGCACUGCUAUAUAAAGGUUAUUCUAUCAAGGCCCAAGUUCUACUGUUCUAUAAAAAAAUAAUUGGGACGCACAAGAUGAGUAAACUGCACAUGCACCUUUUGCCACAGAAUGUGCCAGUUGAAGAGGUGCAGAAACGGCAUGAGUGCAACACGUACAUCGAGACAAGCUCCAAAUGUAAACUGACCCCUGGUAAAAAAUACCAGCCAUAUUGUACAAAUACUGACCACAAUUAUGUGUUCCAACCCAAGGUUGAGGAGUUUGAGCGUGACUAUGGCCCCAACUAUCACCCUACAUUUGAGGUGCUCUUUAAUAGUGAUGUUGAUAAAGUCACUUUAGGUCUUUUGGAUGAAAAUGACCAGGAGGUGUGGGAACCUCGUAUGGUCUUGCUUACAGGGUCUGAGGCAACCUCACCCAAAACAGAUACAACAGGUGCUGACUUUGUGGAUCAACACAGAGAAAAGCUCAUUCAGAGAGUUUCUUCAGUAAUGGAGAUAGCAGACUAUCUAAAAAGCAAGAACAUGAUUAGUGAUGAAAUGUACAAUGACAUUAAUGUAGGAUCAACACCGUAUAAGCAAAUGAGGCUCCUGUACAGAUCUCUCGAGUCAGGAGGAAGAGUUGUGAAAGCAGAAGUCUAUAAAAUCCUCAAGGAGAAAGAGCCUUUUUUAGUGGAUGAAUUGGAGUCUGGAUAAAGCCUGGUUUAGUGGACCUUGCACACAUUGUAAUUUUACUUAUUCUGUGUCUUGUAAUGCACAGUUCUAAAUGGAACUAUGAAUAUAGGACUGGUUUGAUCUCUUUUUAUGCUUAAUUUACAGUCUUUCAUAUAUUGCUUUUACGAUUUGGUUAUAUUGCAUUUCCUAUUUAGAACAGCAUCAUAAAUGCAUUUAUUCCUGUACUUAUUCUAGUAUUUUGCCCUCGAAUGGUUUGAUGUUAUGCAAGUACCUCAUAUGAACAUCUUCUAUGUUGUAUAUUUUAAUAGUAUUAAAAAACUGAAAAAGGUCAAUGAAUU
Molecule: messenger RNA, 1655 nt
Organism: Neoarius graeffei (lesser salmon catfish)
Lineage: Eukaryota; Metazoa; Chordata; Actinopteri; Siluriformes; Ariidae
Product: NACHT, LRR and PYD domains-containing protein 1b allele 3-like
Exons: 10
Coding region: 187-1338 (383 amino acids)
Biological process (GO): regulation of apoptotic process; inflammatory response; innate immune response
Source: RefSeq, a predicted model, not a curated record